Molecule: messenger RNA, 555 nt
Organism: Rhodotorula graminis WP1
Lineage: Eukaryota; Fungi; Basidiomycota; Microbotryomycetes; Sporidiobolales; Sporidiobolaceae
Exons: 6
Coding region: 1-555 (184 amino acids)
Biological process (GO): snRNA pseudouridine synthesis; rRNA pseudouridine synthesis
Cellular component (GO): box H/ACA snoRNP complex; nucleolus
Molecular function (GO): box H/ACA snoRNA binding
Source: RefSeq, a predicted model, not a curated record
AUGGAGGUCGACUCGCCGGCCAAGGCGUCGAAGAAGACCAAGCGGGACAAGAAGGACAAGGCGGCCGCUGUGGACGGCGACGACGCUCCCGACGCCACUGCGGGAGAGCUUGCGCCCAUCGCGCAGCCCCUUGCUGUCAAGAAGACGGGCAAGCACGUCCUCAAGCUCGUCAAGCGGGCGUCCAAGUCGCGGCACCUCAAGCGCGGCGUCAAGGAGGUCGUCAAGUCGAUCCGCAAGGGCGAGAAGGGCAUCGUCGUCCUCGCCGCCGACAUCUCGCCGCUCGACAUCCUCACCCACAUCCCGUUGCUCUCGGAGGAGGCAAAUUGCCCGUACAUCUGGGUCACGUCGAAGGAGCAGCUCGGCCUCGCGUCGUCGACCAAGCGCCCGACGUCGUGCGUCAUGGUCGCCCAGGUCGGCAUGAAGCGCAAGCAGAAGGCGGGCGAGGAGAAGAAGGACGACGCCAAGGUCCAGGAGGCCGAGAAGGAGUUCCAGGAGAGCUACGACGAGGUCAAGAAGGAGGUCGAGGCGCUCGAGGUCGCCAUCCCGACGUACUAG